Messenger RNA from Scatophagus argus, 3924 nucleotides. Its product is annotated as peroxisome proliferator-activated receptor gamma coactivator-related protein 1-like. The transcript is spliced from 11 exons. The record is from RefSeq and is a predicted model, not a curated record. Gene Ontology annotation, cellular component: nucleus. Gene Ontology annotation, biological process: positive regulation of transcription by RNA polymerase II. The coding region runs from base 101 to 3634 and encodes 1177 amino acids. NCBI's taxonomy places the organism in Eukaryota, Metazoa, Chordata, Actinopteri, Scatophagidae. Gene Ontology annotation, molecular function: transcription factor binding; RNA binding.
UCGGUGUCAAUCUGAUCCCAGAUCGGUAUCCUCAGCGCGCUCCCAUGCGGUGACCACGUGUUUCUGUCCGGCCUGCCAGCGGACCAUGUGAAGCAGCAAGAUGGCGGCGCGGUGGAGGGGGAAAGACGGGGAUUUAAAUGCCGGCAACAUCGACUUUCAGGCCAACAACACCCCCAGUGAGUUAGUCCUCUGUAGGCAUCAUGUGAAAGGUGUGGAAGUGGACACACAAUCCUGUAUGGAUCAGUCAAUCCUGGCUAUAUUUGAGGACUCUACAGUUGUAUCAGAGGAUAAGAGCAGAUCAGAGGAAGAGAGGGAGACCCUGCUGUCAGCCCUGACGGAGAUGCUUGACAGUGUAGAGGAUGAUGAUGGGACUCCCUUUGACACACUGCCAGACACCAAGCUCCUCACCCAGUCGGAGUGCAGGGACAACUCAGUGGUGGGUGCACUCUCAACAGAACUUUCACUUACUGACAGACUUAGACCAAGAUUCAAAUCAUCAAACACAACAUUCACAAUUAACACUGAUGGUGAAAAGGAAGAUGACAGCAAAAUAGUGAAGAACGACCCUCCACGGCUGUUCAGACAACAACAUCAGACAAAAGCAAAAGCUGAAAUCGAGGUCUUCACCUCAACAUCUCUCGUCAACCUGGUGAAGAUCAUGCACCCCUACUGUCUGAAGCUGCAUGUGGAAGAGGAGGGGGAUAAGCUGAGGACAAACCACACCUUCUUCUCUCAGGAAGAGGUGUGGAAGUAUGAGAGACCCACUGAAGACAGCGAUGAAGAGAUAAAUGUUGUGUCUGAUGAUGAGGUAACUGUGUUAAAGACAAAGGAGGAAACAAAGUGGGUUGAAGCAAGCAGUAGGAGUGCACUUCUGAAGAGCGUGUUGCUGAAUGGGAAUUCAUCCAGAGACCCUCCAUCCAGAGAGAAGAAAAGGGUGAGCUUUGGCCCCGUUCAAGUGGCUUCAUUUGAUGAGCCGGUGGAAAGGGGAUUGAAUGAGAAAAAUGCAACAAGUGGGCAUGCAAGUGAAACUGUGUCAGUUCCACUGAACAGCACAAAAGCACUUGAAAAUCUGGCUGCCUCAGCACUUGAACAGUCCUCAGAAAUGAGCAGUAAGAAAGCUGAGGUUCUGCCACCAAAAGGUGAGACAAAGGCCAAAUCACUAAGCCUCCAACAGUACAGACAGCUGCGCCAAAAGAGACAGCCCCUGGUGGAGACACAGGAAAACUACACCACCAAGUGGCCCUCUGUUUCCGAGCCCCCCAAGGAGCUGACCCCCAUCCUCUGUUUACAGGGACAAAGACUAAACAGCUGUGCACCAAAGACAGCACACCCUUAUACAGAGGGUAGGAGAAGUGGUGCUGAUCAACUCCAUGGAUCACAAACUCCUGGUUACAAGACUGGUCGCGGCUCUGCUCCAUCCAGGCCUCACCCCUCAGAGGCCAAACCAUCCACCCCCAAGUACCAGAGGAAUGAAUCCAAAAUGAUCUCCCCUGCUAGUCUGCUGCCAGGCGUCACAGCUCAUCCAAAUGUUUUAGCGCCUGAAAGCAAAAUAAAUCCUGUAAAGAAACCAACGUUGCUCAGUAGUGAUCCCCCAAAUCCUGUCCUUCUCCCACUGUCAGUUAGCCAAACAACAUCACCAUCCACUGACCUCUCCUCAUCAGAGUCCAAAGAGGAAUUCUCCAUUAGAAACUCCAGCUUUGACAACACCAGGCACUUUCAAGAAAUUGAAAAGAAAACCUCAGGCGCAUCUCUUCAACAAAAGCCAUCCUCCUUAGGGCCAGAGCACAAAGUGCGGUCAGCAGACCAGGACUGCACCGCCCUGCUUCUGGAAAUUCAAACCAGAUUCGCAAAGACAGCUUCAGGUAUCUCUCCUAGCUCUCCAGCGCUUCGGCCAACCACUACACAAAUCAAAGCUUCUUCAGAGUGCAAGGAACUACAGCCUCAAAAAUGCUGUCUGAACUCAAAAGAAACCAAGCUGGAACCACAGGCUCCUCUGUCACCAAGUCAAGUAGAAAAGGAGACAGUGCUGGACGUGUCCCUCAGCAAAUCCACAUCUGAGGAACCAGUGCCCAGUCUCCAGUUUGGCAGUGGAGGACAGAGUGCAACAGCUGCCUCAGGUAUUGAAGCGCCUGAUCUGACCAGCCUGCUGGAACAGUUCGAGGAGACGCAAGCUAAAGAAGAGGGAGUGGAGCCUCCUGUGGAACAACUUAGACCUUUAAGCACUUCAGAUUCACCUGGGACUCCAAAAAUCCUCAGGAAUUUACCUCAUCUUCAAAUGUCAGAGGCUGUGGACAUCCCAGAGCCUCUUGGCACUGAAGUCAUUCUCAGCACUCAGGGAGAUCUGCCCACAAGACGCAAAAAUCCUCCAUCCAAAGCCAUUCAGAUAAUCGAUCCCCGUCCUCUACCGUCUAGAAAGACGCACAGUAACCUCUCGGAAUUCCCUGCUGUUCUCACGUCUCCUCACAUAUAUUCAUCUAUAUCCUCUGACCACGAUUACUGCGUACCUGUGGGCCGUUCACUUACACACAUAGCUCAGCGUAGCAGAGCCUCGAAACUCAAGGAAAUUUCUAAAACCACUGAUGAACUGCAGGCAGCUGCCCGUGAUUCAAGUGCUGCUGCUGCUGAAUGCAAACAACAGACCUCCACCGCCGAAGUUAACACCACCAUCACGGGGGCUGUCAGUAGCUCUGCAAACUCUGCAAUGCAAAACCUCUUUGACGAAUCCAGGUCCAGACCAGAGACAACCCUGUCGACAGAUAAAGUUCAGUCGCUCUCAGACAACGCUCCCACAGAGCAAGACCGUGGUGGUGCAGCUGAAGACAAGGAGGCCCCAUGCACCCUCCCAACACCUCCACCCAGUCCUAUUGGGAGGGGGAGAGACAGAAGGAGGUAUCGGAGAAAAUCACCUCGUUCUGACUCCAGCUCCAGCUCUUUUUCCUCGUCCUCGUCCUGCUCCAGCUCUGCGUCUCGCUCUCCAAAAAGACAAAAACGCCAUCACAAGCGCUCGGAGAGCAGUUCAUGUUCGUCAUCCCCCUCUCGCUCCAUUUCUCGCUCCAUUUCCCGCUCCCCACCGCGGCGCUGCAGGUGGUCUUACUCUAGAUCCAGAUCCAGAUCGUGGUCGCAGUCCAGAUCUCCAUCCAGAUCUCGGUCACCAGCCAGGCGGAUCUGCCACAGGCAGUGGAGAGAUGUUUACAGCAGCAGAGACUCCAGGAGGCUCAGAAGAGAGCAGGAGAUCAGGAUUCAGAAACUUAAAGCCAUAGAUGAGCGCAGGGUGGUUUAUGUUGGCCGCAUCUGCAGGUCCAUGACGCAUGAUGAACUGAGGGAGCGUUUCUCUCAGUUCGGAGAAGUGGAAUGUGUGUCGCUUCAUUUUAGAGAAAGAGGCGACCACUACGGCUUCGUCACCUUCUACAACAUGAAUGAUGCUUUUGCAGCCAUUGAUAAUGGCAGCAAACUACGGAGGCCCAAUGAGCUGCCGUUUGACCUCUGCUUUGGUGGAAGAAGACAGUUCUGUAAUUCAGACUAUGCUGACUUAGAUGCAAACAAAGAUACAGACCUGUCUCCUGCCAAGAGCAAGUUUGAGGACCUCGACUUUGAUCAGCUGCUUAAACAGGCCCAGAGAGGAUUGAAGAGGUAGCAGAGCUGUGUGGGAGGACAAGAGCACCAAGAUGGAUGUGGCAGAGAUGAAAAGAACUUUUUUUCAUGAACCUCAGAGCUUUAUGCUCACACUUAUGUAGCAAACUUUUGUAUGUUAGUUUUUGCAUGUAUUGGCUCUUAAUAUGCAUGCAGUUUUUUGUGUGUGCACAGUUAAUACGUACAAACAUGUAGCAUUGUUAAUUUGUAAUGUGUAUUAAUGAAACAAUUUUGUUGCAUUCCAUAACACUGAUAAAUUUUCUAUAUUUGUAUAUAAAAAAAUAAUUCAAGCUG